AUGACUUCGCCUCUCAACCUCGACGAAGAGGUGCGCCUAUAUACAACAAAUGCAGAGCGCGAGAAGUAUGGCCUUCUGGCGACGCUCUUUGGCAUCAUCGUUGCUCUCGACUACCUCGAGAGAGCCUAUGUGCGCGACUCGGUGACUGCGGCGGAAGGUAUUCUCCGGCGGGAUGCAGUUCCGUCCAUUGAUGAGUUCAUGAGUCGAUACAGGAUGGACCACCCCGCUGCUUUGCAUAGAGUUAAGGUUGGCGUACCCGCGACAGUUGAGCACUCCAGUGAAGCAGGACCUGAGACCGGCAAAUGGGUGGCGGAGACGACACAAAGUUUUAUUACCUUCAUGGAUGCAUUAAAACUGCGAAUGCGCGCCAAGGAUCAGCUGCAUCCCAUUCUUCAGGAACUGGUCACUGGUUAUGCCAGAUUUAAGGGUAGCAAAGACUGGGAAGGGAGAAGUAAGAUGGUCAGCUGGUGGGUUGCUACUACCCCGCUUUAUCCAGUUCAUGUCACCGAACCAAUCUACACCAGGCUCAUCACACUAAACGGCAUGAAAGCGUCGGAGGAGAUUACGGAGGAGCAAUCGAGACAGUUGCUAUUUGACAUCGAGCAUGCUUACGCAGAGUUCUUCCGGAGUUUAAGUAGCAAAGAGAGUGGAUCAUGA
This is a messenger RNA of Fibroporia radiculosa, 657 nucleotides long. RefSeq lists its product as uncharacterized. Gene Ontology annotation, cellular component: ESCRT I complex. The transcript is spliced from 6 exons. Bases 1 to 657 code for a protein of 218 amino acids. NCBI's taxonomy places the organism in Eukaryota, Fungi, Basidiomycota, Agaricomycetes, Polyporales, Fibroporiaceae. Gene Ontology annotation, biological process: protein transport to vacuole involved in ubiquitin-dependent protein catabolic process via the multivesicular body sorting pathway. The record is from RefSeq and is a predicted model, not a curated record. Gene Ontology annotation, molecular function: protein-containing complex binding.